Messenger RNA from Emericellopsis cladophorae, 1164 nucleotides. Its product is annotated as tyrosinase. The record is from RefSeq and is a predicted model, not a curated record. Gene Ontology annotation, molecular function: oxidoreductase activity. Bases 1 to 1164 code for a protein of 387 amino acids. Lineage: Eukaryota; Fungi; Ascomycota; Sordariomycetes; Hypocreales; Bionectriaceae. The transcript has 4 exons.
AUGCAAAUCUCACUCGCUGUCCUCGCUGGCCUUCUCAGCGUCUCGUCGCUGGUCGCAGCUGCGCCUGCUGAGCAGUCCGCCAACGAUGUGAUGCUCGAUCUCAACAGCAAAGCAGUUUUGGCACUGAAAAAGGCUGAAGAAAACAAGGCCAAGAGGUCGACGUGCAGCAAGUGUACCGUGUCCAAGGCUACUGUGCGUCGAGACUGGAAGACCCUGUCUGAUGAUGAAAAGAAAGCCUACAUCAGUGCUGUCCUGUGCCUUCGCGAAAAGCCCUCCAAGGCUGACCCUGCCUUUGCGCCUGGGGCUCGCACCAGAUACGACGACUUUGUUGCUGUCCACAUCAACCAGACGCUGAGCAUCCACGGAACUGGCAAUUUCCUCACAUGGCACCGUUACUUCACAUGGGCUUACGAGAAGGCUCUCCAGGACGAGUGCGGCUAUGAGGGUACCCAGCCAUACUGGAACUGGUUCGAGACUGGCGAUAUUGCCACGAACCCCAUCUUCGACGGCUCCGAGACCAGCAUGGGUGGCGACGGCGAGUUUUUCGAACACGACGGCGCCCUCUCCGGUCUCGACAACAUCUACAUCCCCAGCGGCAACGGAGGCGGAUGCAUCAAAUCAGGUCCUUUUGUCGGUGCCGUCGCCAACCUUGGCCCACCAUCCCCCGGGAUGGCGGGCAUGGAGGCGACCACCACACCUCUCGAGUACAACCCUCGCUGCCUCCGUCGCGACCUGAGCCCCUACGCCAUCGAUACGUGGAUGACCCUACCUAACCUCUACAACAUCACAAUGGGCGAAGCCUCGGGUAGCAUCAAGGCCUUCCAGGACGAGUUCCAGGGCCGCUUCGCCGAUGAGUUCCUCGGUAUCCACGCCGCUGGUCACUUUGCCAUGGGUGGUGACUCGUCCGACCUCUUCUCCUCGCCCAAUGAGCCCGUCUUUUUUCUGCACCACGCCAUGGUUGACCGUGUCUACUGGAUCUGGCAAGCUUUGCAUCCGCGCCAGGCUAAGGACAUUGCGGGGACUAUCACCAUUCUCAACAGGCCGCCGAGCAGGGACGCUGUCAAGUCGGAUCCCCUGAAUAUGGGUGUCAAUGCUGAAAUGGUCACCAUCGGAGAGGCACUGGAUACUCUUGAAGGGACACCGUUCUGCUAUAUUUAUGAUUAA